GCAUCUAAGCCAACAUCCACCAUUUUUAUGAAUGAACAGAAAUUGCAUUAAUUUGUAAAUAAUUUGUUCGGAAUAUCGCUUUCUCUAAAAGUAAAUCCUGUGAAGUUCAGUUAAAUUGUUUUAAAAUAAUGGCGACCAGUGAGGUGCAACGAGAAGCUCUAACCGUUGAGUUGAAAACAAAAUCAAUUUGUCGCUUCUGCCUUACUCAAGGACCAGACGAUCUAACUAACAUAUACGCGAAGGACGCUCCAGUUAAAUCAUUACUUCCACUGCCGGUGGAAAUAAUGGCCGUGGCAUCUAUUGAAGUGUUUCUCAAUGACGGGAUGCCCUCUUCAGUUUGUUUGAAAUGCCGAUUGACAUUUGACUAUUGCUACCGUUUUAAACAAAUGUGUAAAAAGGCGGAAAAUCUAUUGAGUCAAGUUCCACUUUUGGGCGAAUGGCCUUCUCCCUUAAUGAAACCAAUAAUACCGCCAGAACUUUUACAAAAACAAUUAACUACACACAAGGAAAAUAAAAAACCCAUUCAACAAUUGAAAUAUCCUACAAGUAAGGAGCAAUCUCAACAACCAUCACAGUCACAACAAAGUUCUAUAGCUAUUUCGAAAGUAACAAAUAUUAAACCAUCCAGUUUGUCAGUAUCAACACCCAGAAAAAUUCUUAACUCAAACCCGGCUCCGCUUCCAGAACCACCAGUUCCAGCUCGUAUGAAAAAGAAUAAAAAUGUAGAAACAUUUACUUUUCUUACAAAAGUAGAGAACAAUGAAGAGAUUUCAUUUGACGAUGUACAACGCUUAAUAGCUUCUGAAGAUGGCGAGUUUACCAAACUGGAGCCUCAAGACUAUGAAGUCACUCCAGCAAGUACUUUUACAAACAUAAUAAAGAAGAAACCUAAACUUCUAAAUAAAUCCUCAAUGCGCAUACUCAAUAAAGAAGCUGACGUAGAUGCCGAGCCACGGCUCAAGCUACCGGAAGUAAAGCAUGACGAGGACGGUAACGUUUCCAUUGUUACUGAAAUAUUGGAUCCUAAUGAGCCGUAUGAAAAUGAAUCAGAUCCUAUAAAGAACGCGGCACCUGUGAAGACAAAUGUUUUUCCAUGUCCACACUGUUCCCGUACAUUCCCACUACUUCAACUGCGUGAUAUCCAUUUAGUAAAUCACACACGCGAACGACAUUAUCCAUGCACAGACUGUGACCGUUCAUUCUUCUCUAAGUAUGAUCUUCAAAAACAUACAGUUAUACACACGGGUGAACGAAAGUACAAGUGCACUGUUUGUGACAGAGGAUUCACUAGGCCAGCACUUUUGCAAAGGCAUGAAAAAAUACACACAGAUAUACCUAAGUUUCUUUGUGUAUUCUGUGAGAAAGCAUUCUUGUCGAAGGAUGCUAUGGAAAAGCACGCUGAGCGACAUCGGAAAAACCGUCCCUUUAAGUGCAAGGUCUGCUCAAAAGCAUUUGCCUUUAAGCAAGGCCUGGAACGUCAUGAGGUGGUUCAUUCGAGGGAGCAGCCUUACCCUUGCCAAUAUUGCGACCAAAGUUUCUGCACACAAUCGAAGUUGGCACGUCAUUUGGUUGCACAUGCAGGUGACCGACCUUUUCCCUGCAAGUUUUGUCCAAAAUCAUAUUUGCUCUCACAUCAUUUGUCGCGUCACAUGCGUACCCACAAGGAAAGUGUUGUUAUGUACUCAUGUAAUGAAUGUGACCAGGUGUAUAGGACUUGUAACGAACUUGUUAUGCAUUCAACCGUACAUGCUACCGAUACUUUAACAUGCCCUCUCUGUCAACAAGUGUUCGACGAUGUAGAUUCAGUAACAUCACACAUUAUGGAACAUGCCAAUAAUGAGUCGUUUCCUUGUGAAUUCUGCGAUUUAAUAUUCCUUACAUAUAAUGAACAAAAUUAUCACGUUAAAAGUGCACACGCUUCUGAUGUAGCAGCAUAUAACGAAGAUGAAAAUAAUACAAAACGAAAGAAACAUUGUAGCGAUGAAGAAUUUGAAGAAACUAUUGAGGAGUUUCUUUAUGAUGACGAUGCAGAGUUGGAUAUUAACACAAAUCAAAGUGUCAAUAAUGAAAAGCAAAAUAACUCUGAGGAAACCAAAAUGGCUAAAAAUGAAGAUGAGGAACAUUAUGAGGCAGAGUAUCUUAAGAUAGAAGAAAUCGUAAGUGCAGACGAAGAAAUGGUUGCAGAAGUCUUAUCUGAGAUAAACGAAGACCAAGAACCCGUUUUGAAAAAAAGUAAAGUUAACCCUAGCAAGGAAAAGGUGCAAGUUCUUGAAAAUGAAAUCAUUCCAAUGCGUCGUAAAGCCACCAACAGAAACCCUCAAAAUGCGGAGCGAACCACAUCUCAGAAAUCAAGGGUCAUUGUAAAUCAGAAUUUAGUGGCCAGAAGAGGUAGGCCUAGCACAGUUUCUCUUACAACAAAUGAGAAGAAUGCACCGAACGAUGAUAAUAAAAAUGAUACCCCUACAUCUAGCAAAAAUUCAAAAGUCUUGGAAGCUUUAGGCUCAAGAAGUAAGCAAAUUGAUUCUAAAGCUAUAAUACCUAAGAAAGAUGGAGUAUCUCCAGUAAAAACUUACGAAAAUAUUGUUAGAACGAAGGCAGGUGAAAAGGGUGUUCGGGUGCAAAAAAUUGUCACAAAAGCUGAAGCCGCUGCUAUGGUUAAAGAUGGUCGUAUACGAAUUAAUGAAGGAAAAUUUAUACGAAUCAAAGAUGGAAAUUCCCCAAAGUCAUCCAAAUAAGAAUGUUAUAUUAUAUUAUUCGUCUAAUAUUAUUAAAUGGAAUAUCGUCUUAUAUAAAAACAUACUUACACAAUAUCGUUUGUACGUUCCAAGUACAUUAAUUAUUA
This is a messenger RNA of Bactrocera tryoni, 2842 nucleotides long. RefSeq names its product zinc finger protein 221 (gene pita). The transcript has 4 exons. Lineage: Eukaryota; Metazoa; Arthropoda; Insecta; Diptera; Tephritidae. Gene Ontology annotation, cellular component: nucleus. Gene Ontology annotation, molecular function: zinc ion binding. Bases 129 to 2735 code for a protein of 868 amino acids. The record is from RefSeq and is a predicted model, not a curated record.